CUGAAUGCCUAAGAGCUGAGCUGACCUCACAGCACGAGGAAGCCCGACAGCUCACCGCUUGACGAUUGCAUAUAUUCCGGCGCAGCAUGUUGGCCUGGUCAUGACGGAACACGAUCCUGCCGUGCGAAACUCGACCCUCAACGCCCUCCGGCUGUCCUGCCCCUCCGCCGAAGUCCUCGACCCGCCCUCCGACCCAUCUCCGAGUCCAAUGGAGAAUCCCUUCAUAGAUGCCGACGCAGAAUGGUCAGAUGAGGAGGUGUUAAUACCCAAGAACCGGAGGAAGAUGCAUUAUGUGCCGCCGACCGUGACAGUAACGGCAAGCCUAUCUACGGCGGAGUCCACCUCGUCUGGAUCGAAUUCGCCCAGUCCGAACCGUUUGUCGGUCAAUGGAUCACCCCUCAUACCGCCGAAAUCACCCUCGCGGCCGGAUAUACGGCCGGGAAGCAGUCAGGAGGAUCUGGUCCAGCGCUUCUACCAGGUAACGAGGGAGCGGGAUGCGCUGCGAAAAGAGCUGCAGAGGAAGUCAAUGGGACCACAUGGGAUUCCGGCCCGGGCGUCAGUCGUAUACAAGUCGGAUGAGAAAACGCUGAUUGAGGAGCUACAAGCGUUGCGUUACGAGAUCCGCCUUUGGACUGAAGAGUAUUUUAGCGGGCCGCCGUCUUCACGGAGCAAGCGACCGCACGUCCACAGAGCGAAGGAACUAUUCGGCUCGUUAACGGACAAUUACAACGUGUAUCUGAAGCACAACCGGGACCGGCCGCUUUUGAUUCAAGCGUACAUAUGGUCGAAGUUGCAGCAGCGAAUUUUUAGCACUCUGAACAAGGGCUGUGGUUAUGUCUGGGCUGGGAAACUGGGCGACAGGAAAUUGCGCCCGUUGAACGAUACACUACGAAAAGCCGUUAGAAACGAAGAGCAAGCCGAGGAAUACCACCACUGGCGCGCCAUGACCGUGAACCUCCUAGUCCCGCAAGUCGACGGCAAAUGGUGCCCCACCUUCGACGCCGCCCCCGUCCUAAAGCGGAUCUCCCGCUUCUGCAGCCGCCUACGGCGCAAAUUACGCCCUUGGUCCACCUCCUCUCUCCGCCUCGGAAAAGAGCAACUCUACACCAUCGUAUCCGCUGCCGUGGCCCUGGACCUAAAAAUGAAGCGUCAACGCGCUGACUACCGCUUCGUAACGUUCACCGGGGGGAAACCCGACCAGUUUUGGGGCUAUGGAUUCUACGAUAGCGAGAUGGAGGACAUUGAUGAGGAAGAGGAGGGGAAGGCGAGACGGGUGGAGUUGAGUCUUGCGCCAGCGCUGGAGAGGUGCGGGAAUGCGAAUGGGCACGUUUUUGAUCAGAAUUUCAUUCUGGUCAAGGCGGAUGUUAGUUGUAAGAGGCUAGAUCGGAAAAGAGCGGGUGGGAGGCCAGGGAGGAGGCAUGGGAUACGGAGUGUGAUGAAUAUAUGGCAUCGGUAGCUUGGCUCAAGACGGGCUUGAAUUAAUAUCACGCUUAGCAUCGACAUUAGAUCCAGCCUUCCAUCCCAUCGCCGCCCUCACGGUGUAGAAUUCUCCGGAUAGAACGACGUGAGUAACGGCCAACCUGGAGGCCUUUACAGACGCAUAAAAUGCCAAUAAGCAUGCACGACGAGCCCUU
This is a messenger RNA of Trematosphaeria pertusa, 1634 nucleotides long. RefSeq lists its product as uncharacterized. The transcript is spliced from 3 exons. The record is from RefSeq and is a predicted model, not a curated record. The coding region runs from base 101 to 1456 and encodes 451 amino acids. Lineage: Eukaryota; Fungi; Ascomycota; Dothideomycetes; Pleosporales; Trematosphaeriaceae.